AUGGCAUUUAUAAAUCAUUUGAAUGAAGUUUAUGAGCUUGCUCAGGAGGACAGUGAACUUGGAAGAAUUCUCAGGCGUGCGCUUAAGAUUAUUGAAGAUGGACUUGAACGUUAUGGAUCAAAGGGACUAUCUUUAGCAUUCAAUGGAGGAAAAGAUUGUACAGUUCUCCUUCACCUCUAUACUGCUGUAUUGCUUAGAAAUACAUCUUAUUCGUCGUCUUCGUCCUCAUUGCUGACUGUCUACAUAACUCAACCAAAUCCCUUUCCAGAGGUGGAAGAAUUUGUUGAGAGCACAGUAAAACGGUAUGGAUUAGACUUGAUCGCAAUAGAGGGACCCAUGAAGCAAGCUCUUGGUGCGUAUCUAGAAAAGAGGCCAAGUGUUAAGGCUGUCUUGAUUGGGACUAGGAGGAACGAUCCGCACGGAGAACAUUUGAAGGAUAAUAUUCCAACCGACCCCGGAUGGCCACCGUUUAUGCGGAUAUAUCCUAUCAUCGAUUGGAACUAUACCCAUAUAUGGGAUUUUCUAAGAAGACUGAAGGUGCCAUACUGCAAAUUAUACGAUUUAGGGUAUACUUCAUUAGGUAGCAUAGACAAUACACACCCAAACCCUGACCUUCUUAAUCCAAAUCAGCCAUGCGGAUUUGAUCCCGCAUGGAAGUUAAUUGAUCAAACUCGGGAGCGAUGUGGACGCUACUGA
Paraglomus brasilianum is the source of this 696-nucleotide messenger RNA. Lineage: Eukaryota; Fungi; Glomeromycota; Glomeromycetes; Paraglomerales; Paraglomeraceae. The record is from the annotation of a GenBank genome assembly.